UGGCAGGUGUUUUCUCUAUAUUACAAGCAGUAUCUAUUGUUCAAUUACAUUUUAUCAAUCCAACGAACACGGCAAUUGGUGUUCGCUCCCUACAAGGUCAGGGAGUCAUUCGACGGCCCACUCGCCUCCGCAUCCCACGCUCUCGAUGCCACACCACCCCGUCUUCAUUUUUUGUCUCCUCUUCAUUGUGUGUUUUUCGUCUCGUCGUCCGAGGUCUAUUCCCCCGAUCAAUGUAAUAUAGACAUCACCCGCACGUAUAAGAGAAUGCAAUUUGUUAUUUUAAACCGCAUCCGUGGUUUGUGAUUUAAGGCGUUUCUCGUCAACGACCGGCGCCAGACAAACUAAAAAAAAAAGAGAGAUGCACAUUGUCAUCAUGGAUGAUCAAUUUGCCAGCAAUUGUAAACGGAAUUGGUCGUGAGGGGUUAUAAGAAGCGUAAUCGGUGGCCAGGUUUUGAUACAUUCGGAAGGAUAAUUAUUGAUCGGGAGUAUUUUCACCGCUGGAAGACCCUUGGUCGGUCACAGUAGAAGUUGGAGUCAAAAAUGCAGCAAUGCAAUCGGGAUAACCGAGGACCUCUACAUCACAACACGGGACUAAGUCUGCCCUUCGCAAAUGGUGGACCGUUGGUGUUUCUGUUUUUCCUACUGACAAUGCUACACCACAACCCCGAGCCCUCAGGCAGGGGUUUGAUGGCUACCGCCGCUCUGCCUCAGUUCUGCGGACUACAGACUAUCCGGAUUGAGGUGGAGCAGAGUUUUCAAGAGGGGGACACUGGCGUCAAUCGCCUUCAUUGCCGCGGUAAUGUCACGCUGACCAGUUGCGAGGGACAGUGCCUCUCGUCCGUAGCGCCUAGCGUAGUAACGACAGCUGGUUUCGUAAAGAAAUGCACCUGCUGCCAAGAAACCCAGAUGCAGUCAACGAAAAUCCAACUUGCACACUGCGUCACCGAUGAGGGCGCUUGUUUAUCGGACUACGUGCGCGAGGUGGUGGUUCAGGAGCCGUCGAGGUGCGCUUGUCAACCCUGCAGCCCGUGAGGACCGCACACACCUGUUGUUUGGAGUCCAGUGUUCUACUUUCUACUCCUCUUUAAUGUAUGAAAACUGUUUGAUGUCAUUUCAGGAAGGCGCUGUUCAGUGUAGGGGUUUUCUGUUCAAAUAGUGAACCCAACAUUUGUUCACUGGCUU
Molecule: messenger RNA, 1182 nt
Organism: Patiria miniata (bat star)
Lineage: Eukaryota; Metazoa; Echinodermata; Asteroidea; Valvatida; Asterinidae
Product: partner of bursicon-like
Exons: 2
Coding region: 541-1032 (163 amino acids)
Biological process (GO): G protein-coupled receptor signaling pathway
Cellular component (GO): extracellular region; bursicon neuropeptide hormone complex
Molecular function (GO): G protein-coupled receptor binding; neuropeptide hormone activity
Source: RefSeq, a predicted model, not a curated record